Molecule: messenger RNA, 772 nt
Organism: Vicia villosa (hairy vetch)
Lineage: Eukaryota; Viridiplantae; Streptophyta; Magnoliopsida; Fabales; Fabaceae
Exons: 2
Coding region: 74-760 (228 amino acids)
Source: RefSeq, a predicted model, not a curated record
UAAGCCAAAGGCAAAAUUUUCUUUGACAUCUGAAGAGGCAAAGUUAGUAUGUAGAUGGAUUAAGGAACUAAAAAUGCCCGAUGGUUAUGCCUCGAAUCUUUCUAGGUGUGCUGAUGUCACCAAGGGUAGGAUGAAGGGGAUGAAAAGCCAUGACUGUCAUGUUUUCAUGGAGUGUUUGCUUCCAAUUGCUUUUCGUUCCUUGCCUCCCGAGAUAUGGAAGCCGCUAACUGAGUUAAGUCGUUUUUUCAAAGAUUUGUGUUGUAAUACGUUGAAGUUGGAAGACCUUGUUAGGUUGGAACAGAACAUUACCAUCAUCAUAUGCAAGCUUGAAAGAAUUUUUCCUCCAGGUUUCUUUGACUCAAUGGAACAUCUCCCGAUUCACCUACCUAAUGAAGCAAUCCUUGGUGGUCCUGUGCAAUAUCGUUGGAUGUAUCCAUUUGAAAGAUUGAUGGGAGACUUCAAGCGUUCGGUGAAAAAUAAAGCUAGGGUUGAAGGUUCAAUAUGCACUGCCUACUUGCACCGUGAAACUACUCAUUUUUUCUCUCACUAUUUCAAGACCUUUAGUUUGUUUCCAAGUACAAGUUUAAGGAAUGAUCCUCGACCAGAUCAUGAGAAUUCCCAACCAACACUUUCAAUUUUUAGCAAAUGUGGCCAUCCUAGUGGAAAAUCUCGUGACUAUUGGGUGAUUGAUAAGGAAUGGAAGUCUGCUCACGUGCACGUCCUAAUCAAUUGUGACGAGGUUAAACCGUAUCUCGAGUAAGUACAUUUUUGU